AUGGCUAGUAUUGCAGGUCUAUUUCCUCUCCCUUUUUCGAGCCCAAGCUUUUGUGCUCCAGAAAUUGAAACUUCUUACGAGGAAUUUUCUGUGGAGUGCCUCUCUGGAACAACACAAGUACAAUUUGGUCAAAUGGGAGAUGGUUUGCAGACCAAAAUGUGGAGCGGGCUUGGGGAUUCAGAGAUUGAAGAGGUGUACAGUGUUCCAACUUGGAGCAAAGAUUGUUCCCCAGUUCUGAGAGUAAGGAAGUUACAUAUCAAUUCUACAAUAUUGGCUUCGAGAAACCCUUAUUUUUACAAGCUUUUCUUGAAUGGCAUGCCUGAAUCAGAGCAAAGAGAUGUGAAGCUACGAAUCAGUGCUUCAGAGUUUUUUGAUUGUGUUGUAAUGGAAACAGAUAAAGUGUUGUUAUCUAUACUCAACAUCUAUUUGUUUACGUACUUCGGGAUGAUAUCAACAAAUGAUCUAGCAUUGUUGCUGGAUUUGUUGGUGGUUGCUGACAAAUUUGAGGUUGCUUCCUGUGUGCAUCACUGUAGCAAGUUGCUGGGUAGUCUUCCCAUGACUCGAGAAUGUGCUAUAAAAUAUCUUGAGCAUCCUUAUAGAAUGAUAGAUGCAAUACGACCUCUUGUUGUUGUUUCAAAGCAGUACCUUGCCAAACAGUAUCAGGAUUUAUUUGAGUCUCAUGACGAGCUGAUGGCCUUGCCUCUGUCUGCCAUCGAGGCAGUGCUCUCAAGCUACGAGCUGCAUGUGGGAUUGGGUGAUGUUGUAUUUGAUCUUGCCCUCGAGUGGGCACAUGCUAAGUACCCCAAUUUUGAGGAGCGACGUGAGAUUUUGGGCUCACAUAUUGUCCCUGCCAUAUGCUUUUCCUCCAUGUCAACCCACAAGCAGAAGGUGGUCCUCGAAUGUGAAGACAUCGAAUUGGUGGCAAGGGAGUUUAUUGUCAAGGCAGAGGAGGCUGAACUCAGGCAUUGUGUGGCCAACUGUGCGUACAAGCGCCCCCCAUUAAAGGUAAUACAAUUGGCAGAAAACCCUGCCAAGUGCCUGGUGUUCAUGGACCUUCAGCGAGAGGAGUGUGCUGCCCUCUUUCCAACAGAUCCAUAA
Molecule: messenger RNA, 1098 nt
Organism: Amborella trichopoda
Lineage: Eukaryota; Viridiplantae; Streptophyta; Magnoliopsida; Amborellales; Amborellaceae
Product: BTB/POZ domain-containing protein POB1-like
Biological process (GO): response to red light
Cellular component (GO): nucleus
Molecular function (GO): protein binding
Source: RefSeq, a predicted model, not a curated record